Chrysemys picta bellii (western painted turtle) is the source of this 5449-nucleotide messenger RNA. RefSeq names its product RAP1 GTPase activating protein (gene RAP1GAP). Gene Ontology annotation, biological process: regulation of small GTPase mediated signal transduction; activation of GTPase activity. NCBI's taxonomy places the organism in Eukaryota, Metazoa, Chordata, Testudines, Emydidae. Gene Ontology annotation, molecular function: GTPase activator activity. The record is from RefSeq and is a predicted model, not a curated record. Gene Ontology annotation, cellular component: membrane; cytoplasm.
GCUGCGCCGGGGAGCGCACGGCUCGGCUCGGCUCCAAUCCGCCGCUGCUGCUGAGACCCCGCUUGGCAUCGCCGGCUGUGCUCCCGGGAGCCUCCCGCGCCUGCUGCGACCAGGCCUAAGCUUCCGGUCCGGAGUCAAGAGCCCUGCCUGGGAAAGAGAAGGGCCCCCUCCCAGGAGGCAGCCAGCAAUCCCCAGAGACCCAGACCAAAGAGGCUAGGAAGAGCUUCGUUACCUUAAAACAAAACUCUGAUUUGGGAUUUAACCCUUCCUCUGGGUGUUCAGCCCCCAGAGCCCUACAGGAGAAUCUGGAAGUGAAACUGACUAGAAACAAACUGGAAACUCACUAGUCUGGUUAUUGACUGAGACCAGGAAGAUGCAGCCAGAGGGCAUGGAGAAGAGGAAAUGAGGGGCCAGAUUUUCAGCUGGGUGGACAAGUCAUUCAUCUAUCACAGACACCUCCGGAAGAACGAUGGGCCAAGCCAGCAUGUCUCACACACCGUAGAGCUGCCCUGGGUGGGCUCUGCUCCACCCCACCCCAAGACCUCAGAGUUGUUUGAGAUGAUUGAAAAGAUGCAGGGAAGCAGAAUGGAUGAACAGCGAUGCUCCUUCCCACCCCCUCUCAAGACCGAAGAGGAUUAUAUCCCAUAUCCCAGCGUCCACGAGGUGCUGGGGCGCGAGGGGCCAUUCCCCCUCAUCCUGCUUCCACAGUUCGGGGGCUACUGGAUCGAAGGCACCAACCAUGAGCUGACCAGCAUCCCCGAAACCGAGUCGCUCCCCUCUCCAACCUCCAAGGUGAAACUGGAAUGUAACCACAUGGCCAGGAUCUACAGGAAGCAUUUCCUGGGCAAGGAGCACUUUAACUACUACUCCCUGGACACGGCACUGGGCCACCUCGUCUUCUCCCUCAAGUAUGAUGUAAUUGGUGACCAGGAGCACCUGCGGCUGCUGCUCAGGACCAAGUGCCGAACCUACCAUGACGUCAUCCCCAUCUCCUGCCUGACCGAGUUCCCCAACAUCGUGCAGAUGGCCAAGCUGGCGUGUGAGGACGUGAACGUGGAUCGGUUCUAUCCGGUGUUGUACCCAAAGGCCUCCCGUCUCAUUGUCACCUUCGACGAGCACGUCCUCAGCAAUCACUUCAAGUUCGGUGUCAUCUACCAGAAGUUGGGCCAGACGUCCGAGGAGGAGCUGUUUGGCACCACCGAGGAGAGCCCGGCCUUCGUGGAGUUCCUCGACUUCCUGGGCCAGAAAGUCCAGCUGCAGGAUUUCAAGGGGUUCCGGGGGGGGCUGGACGUGACCCAUGGCCAGACGGGAACAGAAUCCGUCUACUGCACCUUCCGCAGCAAGGAGAUCAUGUUCCACGUAUCCACAAAGCUGCCCUACACCGAGGGCGACGCCCAGCAGUUGCAGAGGAAAAGGCACAUCGGGAACGACAUUGUGGCCAUCGUCUUCCAGGAUGAGAACACGCCCUUCGUGCCAGACAUGAUCGCCUCCAACUUCCUGCAUGCCUACAUCGUGGUGCAGGCAGAGAAGCCCUGCUCCGAGAGCACGCUCUACAAGGUCUCCGUCACAGCCCGGGACGACGUGCCUUUCUUUGGCCCCCCACUGCCUGACCCAGCCGUCUUCAGAAAGGGCCUCGAGUUCCAGGAGUUUCUGCUGACCAAGCUGAUCAACGCCGAGUACGCCUGCUACAAAGCCGAGAAGUUUGCCAAGCUGGAGGAGCGCACGCGGGCAGCUCUGCUGGAGACGCUGUAUGAGGAGCUGCAUGUUAACAGCCAGUCCAUGAUGGGUCUGGGCGGGGAUGAGGACAAGCUGGAGAAUGGCAGCGGGGGUAGCGGAGGCUUCUUCGAGUCCUUCAAGCGCGUGAUCCGCAGCCGCAGCCAGUCCAUGGAUGCCAUGGGCCUCAGCAGCAAGAAGCAGAACACGGUGUCCACCAGCCACAGCGGCAGCUUCGGCCACAACAACCCAGACAUGGCCAAAACAGCGGGCAUAUCAUUGCUUGUCCCUGGAAAAGCGCCAAGUAGGUGCGGACGUCGAGGCAGCGCCAUAGGGAUAGGAACCAUAGAAGAGUCGCUGAUUGUUCCUGGGAAGAGCCCGACACGGAAGAAAUCCGGCCCCUUCAGCCCCCGGAGGAGCAGCGCCAUCGGCAUCGAGAACAUCCAGGAGGUGCAGGAGAAAAGGGAGAACCCAGCAGGCCCCCAGAAGACGCCUGACAGCGGCCACGUGUCCCAGGAGCCCAAGUCGGAGAACUCAUCCAACCAGAGCUCUCCAGAGAUGCCCACCACGAAGAACAAGGGGGAGCCAGCAUUGCAGAGGCCUGAGGUGCUGCGGGAUUUCUCACGCUCGUCAUCUAGCGCCAGCAGCUUCGGCAGCGUGGUGGAGGAGAACGAGGGUGCUGACGAUGACACGGGCGCGGAGAGCCAGGCCUUGGGAACGCCCCACAAGCAAGACUCCUUCAUCUACAGCACGUGGCUGGAUGACAGCCUCAGCACUGCCAGCGGGGGGAGCUCUCCAGGACCCUCCCAGUCUCCCCAGCCUGAGCCCAGGAAACCUGGAGACGCUGCCUGUCCGGAGAUCAAAAUCCAGCUUGAGAGGUCUGAGCGGCACACGCCCCACCUGCCUGGAGAAGACGGGGAUUCUCACGGCCUGUGCCCAGCGCCCUCGCCCCACUCUCCUUCACCUGCAGCACCCACACAAGAAGCACAAGCUGAAGGGCUUGCGGAGGGCCCCGACCUUUGUCACAGCCGAAGACGACUGGCCCAUCGCCGAAGCCAGCAGCCAAAGCCUGUGGCCUAGAUGGCCAGGCCAGCUCCCUCCUUCCCUUCCCACAUUGCGUCCAGGCGCUGGCUGCCUGAGAGCCGGAGCUGGCACACUUGGAAGGUCCCACCACAUGGCCGAGGAGGCAACAGGCCAUCCGCCCACGCCCAAAGCCUCUCCCGCAAGCAAUCGAGACCUUGGAAGAGAUUCCCGGUGGCCCUGCCCAUCGUGUCCCCAGUCCCCAGUCCCCACCCAGCUCGGCCUGCUCUGCACUUUGCUGAUGGGACACUUGGUCCAUGCCCAGCCCUUGGACCCUGGGACAUGCCCUGCAGCCCAAGGCACCUGGCAGGCCUUGAAGGAACCUCGCCAGAGAGGAAGCCAUUUGUACCCAGGCACCCAGCUGCCAGGAAUGAUGCCAUGGUGUGUUAGAGCCCAGCAACUCCCCACUGAUGGCCAAUCACCUGUGGCAGCUAGACUCUCCAGCCCCCACCUUUCCCGGCCAGCUGGGUCCCUGUUCCCCACCUGUGGGGCCACGUUGGCCAGUCUUAUCCUGAAAGCCUCCCUCAGGGCCAUCCCUGAGAGUCUGACCCAGCCCCGGAGGAGGAAGGGUGGCACGUAGAUGGUACAUAGGUAGAAGGGUGCCUGGGAACCAGCUUAGCGUCACUGGCAGAGCCCAGGCUAGGGAAGAGUCCUGGGGGAAGGAGGAAUUGGGAGACUUGGCAAACUAGAAGUGGGACCCUGGUCCAAGGGAGAAGGUCUGACCCUGGCCCUGGCCUGGAAGGCCAUGCCUCCAACUGCACUGCCAGCCCCCCUGCAGCUCUCCGACAGGCUGGCCGGUCUGCAGGGAUGUAGCCAGCACCUGGCCCUUGCCAGUGGCAGGUGUAUAUACCCCCUUCUACCCCCAUCUGUACACAGCCACCUACCAUGGCCUUGAACAGCAGCCAUGGCGCUGGGUUGAUGCCCAGGGUGUGGAGGAAAGAGCCAGGCCUGGAAUGGCUCUGCCCUGCCAGAGGGAGGGCUGCUUCCCCCUUCCCUUCACUGCUGCAUGCCAGACUGGUUUGCAGUGAGGGUGUGGCUGGCCUGGGCAUGGAGGCAAAAGCCAGGGAUGUCUGUGCCCCAGUGCUGUGGGACACUAGCCCAGACUUUCAGCAUCCUCUGUCGGUAGUGCCCCCCCCACUGGUAACAUAUGGCUGCGCAGUGCCCCUCUGCAGAGUGCCCUCACUGUGGCACCCUAUGUCCCAGCUGCUCCAUGAGCUUGGCAGCGUGCGGAGAGGGGGAGGGGCCUUCACCUGGGCCCCAGCACAAGGGCUCCCUGUGCACACUGCUCCCCUCCUGCCCUUAGUGAUGCCCAUACACUCCACAAACACCACUGUAGCUCUAAACCGUGGCCAGCAGGGGGCGCCCCAGCCCCCACUCUGUUCUUAGCACCCUGGAAGUAGAGUCCUGCAGAGAGCAUGGGCUAGUGAUGCCAGCCAGGGCUGCGGGCUGGGUGGGGCAUGCGAAUGGCUGGGGGAGCAAUGCGGGGGCAGUGCCUUCAGACUGGGGUCUGAGAGAGAGCUCAGCUGCAUUAGGCUUCACGACUGCUCAGCUCUGGGGCACCCAGGCCUGAUCGGGGUGGAAUCAGAGCCUGACGGCCUUAGAGUACAUUUAUCCCAAAGAGCCAUGGUGCACUGAUAGACCCAUUGCAGCCACACGGGUUAACCCCGGCUCCUGCUGCAGGUGACUGGCCAGCUAGCUGACAUGCUGCACCAGUAGCCCAGAGGCACAAGGGAGGUUCAACAGGCCUGGGCGGAAAAAGCCAAUUCAUUUUUUCAGGGAUUUUUUAAAAAAAUAUUUUUUUCCCCAAAAAGCUUCCUGCACUAUUUUUUUGGUUUUUGUUUUUGAUGAAAAAAAUUACCCCGAAAUCCCUGAAUAGUGAGUUUUCACAAACACUUUUCUGGUCAAAUUUCCAAUUUUUUGUGAAAAUAUUUUAACCCAGAAAUGUUCCAUUUAUGUUUUUUCAUUGACAGACCGGAACAUUUUGACUAAAGUGACACAGGGGUGCCAGGAGUCCCUAAACCUAGUCAGGGCCCCCCAAAAACUGGGCAGGGGGGGAAAUGUGACCAAAAUAAAAAUUUUCCACCAAAAAAAAUCAUUUUGCUGAAAAAUACCUUUUUUGUUGGAAAAAAACAUUUUUGGGGGCAAAGUCUGCCAGCUGUGAUAUUAACCUCUCCUGUGCCACUGCCCAGGGUUACGGGCAGCACAUGAUGCACUACAAACAGCAGACCUAUGCUGCUCUCUAGCGCAGCUUCCUGGCCGCCACAGGGGUCACCAGCCACUCCGAGUCCAUUAGCUCGUGAAGUAGGAUGACCUUGGUGGGUAGCCAUGGGUCUGUUUUCAGGUGGGGGCAUGCACAGCACAUUGUAAAAAAAAAUAAAAAUUGAAAUGGCUUCCUCUGCGGGCAGGAAGGUACAACUCCAUGAUGUGUAUGUAUUUAAUUUUAAACUGCCUACUGUCUAGGUAAUAUAACUAUGCUGUGAACACCCAGGGGUAUUUUAUGUCUGUGUUGUAUUCAUUUUUUUUAAAGCGACAUAAAAUGCAUUGGAUCCAAUUCUAAAUUAAUGUUCAGAAACUAAUUUUUUUUUAAAAUCCGAGAUUGUGUUUGUGUUUCUGGUGACAUAUGUAUAAAAUAAAGUUCUAUUUAUCGCUAUUGUAA